AUGGGUAGUACAAAUAGUCGUAUUGAAACAAAUUUAAAUCCAAUAAAAACGUAUACAGGAUUUGAAAACCGUGAUAAUGAACUAGUUAUUUCUAAGGAAUCAUUUCGAAAUAAGUUCGACCUCUGUUUCUAUGAUUUGGCCGAUCUUUUAUGGGAUAAUUUCAAAGGUGAUCGUAAUUCCAAUGAUGAAUUCCUGGUUCUCAGAAAAUAUCAAAGCAUAAUUGAAUACUUGUCUUCUGCUCAGGAUAAACUGGAGAUAUUUCUAAGUUUGUUUAAGCUACGUGCACUAAGUGAAUCAGAUGUUAAAGCAUUAUUUAAGUGGUUCUUGCUGGGAAGAGAUUUGAAACCAGACACGUGGCAAUUAAUAAUUACUUCUAUCUUGUCCUCAGAUGAAAAUGGUACAUACAAGCAUCACACAAUUGUCAGCUGUUUGAAUCGCUUAUGUCCAGAUAUUUGUAAUGACUUAGUCAAUAUACUUUUACAACUCUUAAAGGAUAAUCAUUCAUUUAAUUUGACAGAUUUCAACCCUUAUUCACUUUCCGGAACAAUAUUAACGUCGGAUCUCCAGUGGUUGUUCUCUACUUUUCUCACUUAUCCAUACAAACGUGCACCGAAAACGUGUCUACUUCAAACAACACCAUUAGAAUGUGAGCAGUUGUCACAUUUACAUUGUUUGUAUGACAGUACGAAUCAUGGGAUGAGUUUGACCAGACUGUUAGAACUGGUAUUUGAUUACAAUGGACCAACGAUUGUCUUUCUCAAAGCUAAAGAAUUUUUAUUCUGUUUAUUGUCUGACCAAGGUUUAAAAGAAUCAUUAAAAACGUUUGGCAAAGAGUAUUCAUUUCUCUAUCAGAUUCAACCGAAAUUUAUUCGACUUGUAUCUGGUAAAUUAGGCACAGAUUCGGGGAUAUUUUAUGCAAAUUUUACUUCGAAAACAUCAAAACGUGGUCUUUUUGUGGGGCACCAACCACUGAUAUCGCCUGUAAUUGAAAUAAAUGAAGAUUUUACUGAGUUGAAAUAUAAUUCUGGUCUACCAAUACGUUUAAAUGCAAUCGAAGUUUGGGCAGCUGGUUCCAGUGAUCACAUGUCUAAAUUAGAAGAUCAAAAGAAAUGGGAAUCUGAUCAGGUUGCUAAAGCGAAAGAACGGAAGUUGAAAAAUGAAACAUGGCAAGAUUCUGCUGAUCGUUUCCUACUAGAAUUAGAUGGGAAGCGAGUAUGUCAUUCUGAUGGGAUUGAACCAUCAUGA
Messenger RNA from Schistosoma intercalatum, 1245 nucleotides. The record is from the annotation of a GenBank genome assembly. Lineage: Eukaryota; Metazoa; Platyhelminthes; Trematoda; Strigeidida; Schistosomatidae.